AUGCAACCAGGGAAACUGACCCUACAUGUUGAUCUUUGGGGCGACAAUGCGGCAUCGGAACGUCGAACUAGUGCAUUGAGAUUAUUCAUUCGUGUAGAUUGUGUAUUUGUACCAGACUCUCCUGCCUUUAGUGUUGGGGAAUCUGACGACUGGAUUGUUGGCCUUGGUGUUGGUAGGGUCGUCAUAGCGGCCCCUUCCACAGCGUUCAGUAAGAAAGAGCUGAAAUACCACUCUGAGAAAUUCUGUUCAACGCUAGUUUCGGCGACGACACUGACGUCGAGAAUCAAGUUCGAUGUGACACUGUCCAUUUUAAGAUUCAAGUCAACCAUGGACUUCUUCUCUGGCGAAUUGUGGGAUACUCCAGCAACAAAGUAG
Molecule: messenger RNA, 375 nt
Organism: Cylindrotheca closterium
Lineage: Eukaryota; Bacillariophyta; Bacillariophyceae; Bacillariales; Bacillariaceae
Source: the annotation of a GenBank genome assembly